Mizuhopecten yessoensis (Yesso scallop) is the source of this 1494-nucleotide messenger RNA. RefSeq lists its product as uncharacterized. The record is from RefSeq and is a predicted model, not a curated record. Bases 1 to 1494 code for a protein of 497 amino acids. Gene Ontology annotation, molecular function: zinc ion binding. The transcript has a single exon. Lineage: Eukaryota; Metazoa; Mollusca; Bivalvia; Pectinida; Pectinidae.
AUGGCGUGCACAGAUCCCACAGGUCAGAUUCCCGUCAGGAUUAAGGGGAGUACCAAAUGUUUACAUCACAAGCAAAAAGAUGUCAUCUAUUUCUGUGCGACUUGUAAAUCUCUGGUCUGUUCAAAAUGUGGUAUUUCCGAGAAUCACUGCAAGCAGCAUGACCUGCGCGAUAUUUCGGAUGUUGCCGCAGACAAGACAGAGGAGGUAAGAACAUUUAUUGACAAAGUGGAAAAACAAGAACUGCCAAAAUUGAAACUAGAAAUACAAAAAAUUGAUAGGAAAGUGAAAGAGAACAGCGAAAUAUUUAUAGAAACAUCCAAGAAAGUAAAAGCUCAAGCGAACAAGUGUAAAGAGGAAAUAGAUGUACUAACAGUCGCAUUUCUCUCCCUUUGCAACAAGAUUGAGUUUGCCAACGAAAAACUGCUUCGGGAUUAUCAGACAGAGUUACAACUCAUACACGACAAUCUUGUGGACGAGACAAAGGCAUGUAAGCAGUCCCUACAAAACGGCACCGAAGUUGAGGUUUUUGACGCUGCCGACAACUUGCCAGAUUUCGAGAAGCAAACAAUACCAGAACUUCCGGUAAUGGAGACAGCCGAGCUCUAUCCACAGGAAAUUGUGAGUGGUCUGCUGAAACAAGCGUUGGGCUUACGUAAAACAUUGUACAAACUAAUGGAAGAACCAUUCAUACUAACAAAGUUCACAUUUCCAGACCAAGCAACGGCGAUAUUUCCAACAGAACGUGAGCAGGCGUGGAUACGAAGCGGGAACAGUGUUGCUCUGGUGGACUUCAACGGGAACACGGUACGAGACCUUCGAAACUCUGUUGUAAUGGGAAACAUGAGCAUCGCUCCCAAAACCGGUCAUGUUUGGUUCGCAGGUUUGGAGGAAAACACCAUCAACGAGUUUUCUCCAAAGUCAUCGGAGUCGGCCAUCACAAAGUUUACAAUAAAAGACAAACCUCGACGACUGUGUAUUACUCGGAACAAUCGCGUACUCGUCGGGACAGAGGACAAACUAUCGCUGUACACAACAUCGGGGGUUGUUUUACGUACUUCGGUGAACACAGCAUCAGCUAUUGUCAUUAGACCAUGGAAGAUAGUGGAGUGUCCAGUCACUGGGAACAUCGCUGUUGGCAACGAAGAAAUCGUGAACUGGGAUGAAGACAUUUUGAACAGUCACGUGAUUGUGUUUGACGAGGACCUCACUACUCAAUUUGUCUACAGAGGGGAAGACACUGCGGGGUCUAGUGGAACUACUUUCGCACCUGGAUCUAUCGUGUAUGACUACAUGGGCAAUUUGCUCAUAGCUGACUACAGCAGAAACACCAUAGAACUGAUCAGUGGCACAGGAAAGUACAUCAGAAGAAUACACACGGCGGAGGAAUACUGGCAGGGAAAUCUAGGUAUGCAGCCGGGCGACGUAUUGUGGACGUUACAGAUCUCCGACAGUAACACAGACGAGAUACUGCGGAUCAAGUAUUAUACCAACUGA